Perkinsus marinus ATCC 50983 is the source of this 258-nucleotide messenger RNA. RefSeq lists its product as hypothetical. NCBI's taxonomy places the organism in Eukaryota, Perkinsozoa, Perkinsida, Perkinsidae. The annotation marks the transcript as partial. The record is from RefSeq and is a predicted model, not a curated record. The transcript has 3 exons.
UUUAACCGUCAUGAUAUGCGUAUUUGUUGCGUGAGGAACCUUAUCAACGACUAUCUUUUGUCCGCCCAAGCUUACAAGGAGCUGUUGGAAAAAGAGAGGUCAUUGCUUAUUGCCUCUAUCCACAAUGAGACCUCAGUGGCACUGGGCAUCAUCAUGCGCACUCCGGGAAUUGUGGUUGACGAGAUCAUACAGCUGCCGGGUGGAAGGACUGCGGCCCACUUCGCCAGCUGGCAUGGCAAUAUGGGGCUCUGUCAGUAA